AUGGAGGAGAGCGAGAAGAAGAAAAGGGGCGACGGGGCGGGGGACGCUCGAGCGGAGAAACGAGAGCGGGCUGAAAAAGAAGAAGAAGAAGCAAAGCAAGAAGAAGGAGACCAAGACGAGCUGCUGCUGCCCGUGAGCCGCGCCGAUUUUGUCUCAAAGUACGCUGUCAAGGGCCUCUCGGACAUCUACUACCAACCCGACUGGAUCGACGCAAAGACGGCGUCCAAGUGGCACCGCGAGCUGUGCACGCUCGAGCAGUGGUACCGGCCGACGCUCAAGGUGUACGGACGCGAAUUCCAGCAGUCGCGCGCCAUUGCUGCCUUUUCCACCAAGGCCGGCCUCAAGCUCAAGUACAGCGGCCACGACGUCGACAUGCAUGCGCCUUUCCCCCCACUGCUCGACGAGAUUGCCAAGAAGCUGCGGCGAGACUUGGGCGUGGGCUUCAACCAUGCCAUGCUCAACCGGUACGAGAGCGGCGACGUCCACAUCGGCAAGCACAGCGACAACGUCGAAAACAAGGUCAUCGUCACCGUCUCGCUCGGCGCGCCGCGGAGCUGGAUCAUGGAGGAGAAAGAGACAAAGGAGCGGCACCGGUGGACACUCGCAAAUGGCAGCCUGCUCGUCAUGCAGGGCGACGUCCAGCGGCGGUACACGCACGAGAUCCCAAAGGAGAAGAGGAUCAAAGACUCGAGAAUCUCAAUUACAUUUCGCCAGCUGAUCUAUUCAUGA
Messenger RNA from Acaromyces ingoldii, 729 nucleotides. RefSeq lists its product as hypothetical. Gene Ontology annotation, molecular function: dioxygenase activity. The record is from RefSeq and is a predicted model, not a curated record. NCBI's taxonomy places the organism in Eukaryota, Fungi, Basidiomycota, Exobasidiomycetes, Exobasidiales, Cryptobasidiaceae. The transcript is spliced from 2 exons. Gene Ontology annotation, cellular component: nucleus. The coding region runs from base 1 to 729 and encodes 242 amino acids. Gene Ontology annotation, biological process: DNA alkylation repair; DNA repair.